Messenger RNA from Colletotrichum acutatum, 1131 nucleotides. RefSeq names its product acetyltransferase. The coding region runs from base 305 to 895 and encodes 196 amino acids. Gene Ontology annotation, molecular function: acyltransferase activity, transferring groups other than amino-acyl groups. The transcript has a single exon. The record is from RefSeq and is a predicted model, not a curated record. NCBI's taxonomy places the organism in Eukaryota, Fungi, Ascomycota, Sordariomycetes, Glomerellales, Glomerellaceae.
CUGGACGAGUGGUGGUUGUAUUUAGGUUCUUUGAUGUUCACGAUCUCAGAUGAUCUAUUUUGACAGAUUUGACUCGUCAUAUUGGAACUCAUUCACUUAUUCAGUCUUCCCACAAGAUCAAGACAAUAAACUCCCAGCUCAUUUUCAAGAUACCCGAGCAUCUCACGAUACGCAACUCACUCCGGGGUAAAAUCACGCAUCACCACACCAUCUCCAGCUCACCAAUUCUCACUACCAGCCAUCGCAACAUACAAACAACAACAAGCACAUAUCCCCAAUACCCCCCGUCAUAAACGCCUCCACAAUGACAGUCUCAAGCCCCCAAACACCCCUCUCCUUCCGCCCCGCCACACCCUCCGACGUCCCUAUCCUCCUACCCCUAAUCCGCUCCGCCUACCGCGGCGAAUUCUCCCGCAAAGGCUGGACGACGGAAGCGGACCUGGUAGCGGACCAACGCAUCGACGAGCAUGGUCUCUUAGCCAAAAUCGCGGAGCCCGAGGGGGCGGUUCUCAUCGUCACGGACUCCUCCUCCUCCUCCUCCGACACAAACGGCGUUGACAAGCCCACCACCCCGCUAGCAUGCUGCGAAAUCGUACGCAGUAAACAGAACCCUCAAGUGGCGUACUUCGGUCUGUUUGCCGUCUCGCCUGAGCGGCAGGCCGGCGGUGUGGGGAGAAAGGUGUUGGAGUUUGCGGAGGGGUAUGCGAAGCAGGAGUGGGGUGUGAGCAGGAUGGAGAUGUGUGUACUUUGGAUGAGGGCGGAACUGAUUGCGUGGUAUGAGAGGAGGGGGUAUGUGAAGACCGGGGAGAGGAGGGAGUUUCCCUAUAAGGAGAUGGUGGGGGGCGUUGCGUUGAGGGAUGAUUUGUGGUUUGAGGUUUUGGAGAAGGGGUUGUGAGUGUCUUGUGAUGGUGUGAUCAUGAGUGAGAGUUGGGAGAGCUUAUGUUGUGAUGAUGUGUGAGUUAUGAGGAGUUGGAUGGUGUUGGGAUAGAGGCACCGAGCUUGGUUCAUGAAACCUUAUAGAUGGCGAGAGCGAGAUUAAGCUUCCAUUAAGAACUGUCAACCCUCACCUACGUCCUAGAACGAAGAGAAAUUAUAGACAUAUCAAAUUCGCCUCGCUUCCAUGCACCACAA